AUGACUCAAGACUCUGAGAAACAUGAAAGUGAGCGGUUAGGAGAUGAUACAAAGGAUCUGGAGAGGGGGAGGGGAAGAGAGAGAAAGACUCUGACUGGCAAGACCAUCAACCUUGAGGUUGAGCCCAGUAACAACAUUGAGAAUGUCAAAGACAAGGAGGGCAUCCUACCUGAACAGCAGCAUCUGAUCUCUGUGGGCAAACAGCUAGAGGAUGGCCGCACUCUCACAGACUACAACAUUCAGAAAGUGUCCACCCGGCACUUGGUGCUUCAUCUGAGGGGUGGCAUGAAAAUCUCCAUCAAAACCAUGACCCAUAAGACCAUCAUCCAGGAGGUGGAACCCAGUGACACCACUGAGAAUGUCACAGCUAAAAUCCAAGACAAGGAGGGCAUCCUGCCUGACCAGCAGCAUCUGAUUUGUGUGGGCAAACAGAUGAAGGAUGGCUGCACUCUCUCCGAUUACAGCAUUCAAAGAAUCCACCCUGCCCCUCGUGCUUCGUCUGAGGGGUGGCAUCAUUGA
Molecule: messenger RNA, 519 nt
Organism: Eptesicus fuscus (big brown bat)
Lineage: Eukaryota; Metazoa; Chordata; Mammalia; Chiroptera; Vespertilionidae
Product: polyubiquitin-like
Exons: 5
Coding region: 1-519 (172 amino acids)
Biological process (GO): protein ubiquitination; modification-dependent protein catabolic process
Cellular component (GO): cytoplasm; nucleus
Molecular function (GO): protein tag activity; ubiquitin protein ligase binding
Source: RefSeq, a predicted model, not a curated record